This is a messenger RNA of Daphnia pulicaria, 1898 nucleotides long. RefSeq names its product integumentary mucin C.1-like. Gene Ontology annotation, molecular function: chitin binding. Gene Ontology annotation, cellular component: extracellular region. NCBI's taxonomy places the organism in Eukaryota, Metazoa, Arthropoda, Branchiopoda, Diplostraca, Daphniidae. The record is from RefSeq and is a predicted model, not a curated record. Bases 68 to 1594 code for a protein of 508 amino acids. The transcript has 15 exons.
AAAAACGUUUCGGUUAUAGGUAGCCUCUUUCAUCCUAUCCUUCAGUUUUCUCAAGACAUCGUUCGAGAUGAGGUCGUCAGUGUGUAUUUUGUCGAUAGUAUUUUUUCAAGCAUGUUUGUUACAGACCGCGCUAGCUCUACCCUCCCUGGCGCUCGUCCCAGCCCAGUCUUCCACGUUUUUCGAGGAAUGGCUCGCUACUUUUGAUCCAAAUACACCGGGUGAACGGAAUAGCGCUCUCUGUGAAAAUGCAGGCGAUGGUUUUUACGCAUUUCCAGAUAAUCCUAACUGCAAUCCAAACUACUACGCAUGUAUCGGAGGUGUUCAAUACAACCAGACUUGUCCUGGCAAUAGCGUCUUUGAGCCGACCCUUGGAAAUUGUCUUAGUCCCGACACGGCACCAUCAUGCAAAAUAACGACAACGACACCCAUGACAACAACUACCGUGUCCACCACUACCGUGAAAACAACCACUGCACCUUUUUCGUGUACAUCGGAUGGGUUCUACCCUGUUGGGACAUGUUCUAAUAGUUACUACGCGUGCGUCGGUGGUGUUGUCUAUCCUCAGACAUGUCCAGGCAAUGGUAUUUUCGAUCCAUCGAUUUCCGCGUGUGUUGCACCGGAAUCUCUACCAUCAUGCCCACCAAUAACUAGCACUAUACCAGUUACUACCACAAUUCCCAGCACUAGUACAGUAACGACUCCAAGCACCACCAGCACCACGGUGGCCACUACAACACUCACUUCUACCACUACAGCACCGCCCACUACAACUACAACAGCACCGCCCACUACAACCACUACCAUCACCACUACCCCGGCUAGUACAGGCACCACAAUUUUCACGUGCACUCAAGAUGGAUUUUUUCCUAUGGGCAGCUGUCUAUCUACUUACUACGCGUGUGUUGGAGGCAUUUCUUACGUUCAGACAUGUCCUGGAGACGGAAUUUUCGUUGACACCAAAUGCGUUACUCCCCAAGAUGUUAUUGGAUGCGAUACAACUACUUCUACCACGAUGAGCAGUUCCACAACUACUGAUAGCACAACCACGGCGACAGCUACUGCUACUAGUGUUGCACCAUUUACCUGCCCAACUCCCGAGGGAUUUUACCCAAUACCCGGAGCUUGCAGCGCAGACUAUUUCAUUUGCGUAUCUGGCUCUCCAUACGUCCAAACUUGCCCAGCGGGAAUUUUUGAUCCAGUUUUAUUGAAAUGCGUCCUUCCCGAGACAGCAUCACCACCUUGCACAGUAACCACAAUACCUCCUACAACCACCCCUACCACUACACCGACUACUACACCGACCACUACACCAACCACUACACCGACUACUACACCAACUACUACACCAACAACUACACCGACUACUACACCGACUACGACCACAGCUGCUCCAUUUGUCUGCCCUGGAAGUGGACAAUACCCUUAUCCGGGAAGCUGUACUUUGUAUUACGUCUGUGGAGGCGGAACUUAUUUCGUCGCCAGUUGCCCCAUUGGACAAGUAUUUAACCCCAAUACACAGUACUGUGAGCCUCCUAUUAAUGUUCCAGGCUGCUAUUUUAGCUUCGUCGAUUUCUACCAGGUACUGGUACUAUAAGGUACUAUAAGACAGGGUAUGAAACUUGUUGGAUUGAAAGGCGGCCAGCCGCAACAAUGAUUUGAUUGCGAAUUAGUUUCGCGGUCUAACAACCCAACAGGUUCUGCUGUCGUGUAGUGAGCUGCAAUUAAUUGUUACCAAGGAGUGUAAUAUCGGGUCAUUCGCUAAUCAAUUUAGGGUUUUAAUGAAACCGUCUGCUUUUUAGUUCAUUCUAUCUAUACUGAUAUGAACUGUUAAAAAUUUGUUUACAUUUUUUCCUAGUCUUGAAAUGCAUUCCGAAAUAAAAGUAAUUCUGUAUCUGUAA